Messenger RNA from Penicillium malachiteum, 2787 nucleotides. RefSeq names its product putative kinesin family protein (KinA). The record is from RefSeq and is a predicted model, not a curated record. Gene Ontology annotation, molecular function: microtubule motor activity; microtubule binding; ATP binding. Bases 1 to 2787 code for a protein of 928 amino acids. Lineage: Eukaryota; Fungi; Ascomycota; Eurotiomycetes; Eurotiales; Aspergillaceae. The transcript is spliced from 5 exons. Gene Ontology annotation, biological process: mitotic spindle organization; microtubule-based movement.
AUGGCGUCCGCGGGGUCGAACACCAUUAAGGUGGUUGCCCGAUUCCGUCCCCAGAACAAGGUUGAAUUGAGCUCUGGUGGUACGCCGAUCGUCGAUUUUGAGAAUGAGGAGUCAUGCGCUGUCACUUCCCGAGAGGGCACAGGGUCCUUUACCUUCGAUCGAGUGUUCCCGAUGGGCUCAGCGCAAGCCGAUAUCUUCGAUUUCUCUAUUCGACCAACUGUUGAUGAUAUUCUAAAUGGAUAUAACGGAACGGUUUUCGCAUACGGUCAGACAGGUGCUGGAAAGUCGUACACCAUGAUGGGUUCUGAUAUUGAUGAUGAUGAGGGAAAGGGUAUCAUUCCCCGUAUCGUCGAACAAAUCUUUGCCAGUAUCCUCACCAGCCCGAGUAAUAUUGAGUACACUGUGAGGGUCAGCUAUAUGGAAAUCUAUAUGGAGCGCAUUCGCGAUCUGUUGGUGCCGCAUAAUGACAAUCUGCCGGUCCAUGAAGAGAAGUCUCGCGGUGUCUAUGUUAAGGGAUUAUUGGAAGUCUAUGUGUCGAGUGUGCAGGAGGUUUACGAAGUGAUGCGUCGAGGUGGAAACGCUCGAGCUGUGGCUGCGACCAACAUGAACCAGGAAUCAUCUCGUUCUCACUCAAUUUUCGUCAUCACGGUCAGCCAGAAAAACGUCGAAACCGGAUCAGCAAAGAGUGGUCAAUUGUUUUUGGUCGAUUUGGCUGGUAGUGAGAAGGUUGGAAAGACAGGAGCCAGCGGACAGACACUGGAAGAAGCGAAGAAGAUCAACAAGAGUUUGAGUGCCCUUGGAAUGGUUAUCAACGCACUCACAGAUGGCAAAUCAACUCACAUCCCAUACCGCGACUCGAAACUUACUCGAAUUUUGCAAGAGUCCCUCGGUGGUAACUCUCGCACAACCUUGAUUAUCAAUUGUUCGCCUAGUAGUUAUAACGACGCCGAAACAGUCUCUACUUUGAGAUUCGGAGUGCGAGCCAAGGCAAUCAAGAACAAGGCGAAGGUCAAUGCCGAAUUGAGUCCAGCGGAGCUGAAGCAACUUCUACGCAAGGCUCAGACACAAAUGACUACAUUUGAGACCUACAUUUCAGCCUUGGAGAGUGAAGUCCAUGUGUGGCGUGGCGGUGAGAAUGUGCCAAAGGAUCAAUGGACCCCAGCCCGCGGUAAUGAAGCUGUCAGUGCUGCAAGAGCUGAAUUGCGUGCGCCUCGACCGGCUACCCCAUCACGCUUACAAGAGACUGCUCGCUCUGAAACCCCUCGUCCAGACUCUCGCCUUGGAGACCGCUCAAGUACUCCCAGCCUGGUGUUGGAGAAAGACGAGCGCGAGGAGUUCCUUCGUCGCGAGAAUGAGUUACAGGAUCAACUUGCCGAGAAGGAAACGCAUAUCGCCAAUUUCGAGCGUGGUUUGCGUGAGGCCCGAGAAGAGUUGAAGUCUAUGAAGGAGAAUGCUGGACGUUCGGGGAAGGAUAACGACCGCCUGACCUCCGAAGUCAAUGAAUUGCGCAUGCAACUCGAGAAGGUAUCAUAUGAGGGCAAGGAAGCUGCUAUCACCAUGGAUGGUCUCCGGGAGGCCAAUUCUGAACUCACAGGUGAAUUAGAUGAGGUGAAGCAGCAACUCCUUGACGUUCGUAUGAGAGCCAAGGAGACUACAGCGGCACUGGACGAAAAGGAGAAGAAAAAGGCUGAGAAGAUGGCUAAGAUGAUGGCUGGAUUCGACCUGGGAGGCGAGGUCUUCUCCGACAACGAGCGCAAGCUGCAGGAUCUGAUUCAACGUGUUGAUGCUCUCCACGAGGUCAGCGCUGCUGGUGAAACAGUCGCGCCUGAUGAUAUCCUUGAACUCCGUGCUAGUUUGUUGGAGACCCAAGGGUUCAUUCGACAGGCUGAGUUGACUAUGAACGACCGAGGUGACUUCAGCGAGCUGCAGGACAGCCGCCGGGUGGAUCUGGAGAAGAAAUUGAAUGAGGUUCAACAGGAAUACGAAGACCUUUUGACCCGAAACUUGGGUGAAGGUGACGUCGAAGAAAUCCGCGACCGAUUGGAGAAGUCUUUCAUCAGUCGUAAGGAGACCGAGACUGCGGCCGUGGAGGAGCUCCGCAGCGAGAUUGGUCGCAAGGACGAGGAGUUGACUAAGAUGCGACAAUCGCUUGUCGAUACACAAUCCCAGACUUCCUCCAACGGCGCUGCUAGCAAGACCUUGCACCAGCAAAUUGCCGAAUUUGAUGCUAUGAAGAAGUCUUUAAUGCGUGAUUUACAGAACCGCUGCGAGCGUGUGGUGGAACUGGAAAUUUCCUUGGACGAUGCUCGAGAACAAUACAACAAUGUUCUUCGGUCAUCUAACAACCGCGCCCAGCAGAAGAAGAUGGCAUUCCUGGAACGCAACCUGGAGCAAUUGACCCAUGUUCAACGCCAGCUUGUGGAACAGAACAGCAGUCUGAAGAAGGAGGUGGCCAUCGCAGAGCGCAAGUUGAUUGCACGAAACGAGCGCAUCACCAGUCUGGAGAACUUACUCCAGGAGAGUCAAGAGAAGUUGACUCAGGCCAAUCACCGAUUCGAAGCUCAACUCACUGCUGUGAAGGAACGGUUGGAAGCCGCCAAACAAGGCUCUACACGCGGUCUCUCUUCUAUGGACGGCACUGGAAGCUUCAGCUUUGGUGGUUCUCGUAUCGCAAAGCCCCUUCGUGGAGGCGGUGGCUCAGAUGGCCCACCAGCGAAUGCCAACGUUGCAGGUGUGCAAUCACAGGAGGCUUCCGGCAAACGCAUGAGCUGGCUCUUCAAUAAAUGA